Molecule: messenger RNA, 2017 nt
Organism: Culex pipiens pallens (northern house mosquito)
Lineage: Eukaryota; Metazoa; Arthropoda; Insecta; Diptera; Culicidae
Product: ATP-binding cassette sub-family G member 4-like
Exons: 4
Coding region: 121-1974 (617 amino acids)
Cellular component (GO): plasma membrane
Molecular function (GO): ATP binding; ATP hydrolysis activity; ABC-type transporter activity
Source: RefSeq, a predicted model, not a curated record
UAACUCCGAGUACUCGAUCGUGAUCGCGCGCGCGCCAUUUUCGCUCUCCAAGGAAAAACCUCUUUAAGUGACUUGUUCUACCCGGAGACUUGCUUCAAGGCGACGAACCUGUUUACCGCGAUGUCGACGUUGGUUCAGCUAGAGCUGGACGAGUCGGGCGAGGAUCGACGGAAGCUGCUCGAUCACCAGAUGGCACUGGAGUUUACCAAUAUCUGCUUCAAGGGGGAGAGGAAGGAUGGGGAUGGGAGGAAGACGAUCCUGGAGAAUGUCUCCGGGAGGUUCGCCCCGGGACGGUUGACGGCGAUCUUGGGGCCGUCCGGGGCGGGCAAGUCUUCGCUGCUGAACAUACUGUCGGGGUUCAAGAAGCAUGGCGUGAUCGGUUCGGUGAUGGUCAACGGAGAAACGCUGGGCGAGGAGUCGUUCCGGAACAAGUGCGUCUACAUUGCGCAGGAUUUCGACCUGUGCGAUCACCUGACCGUGCUUGAAACCCUAGAUUACGCGGCAGAACUCAAAAUGACCGGAUCAUCUUCACCAAUGGUCCGCAAAAAGAAGGUCAACGACAUUCUGGACGUUCUCGGACUUCGGCACGCCAUAGCAACCCUGGUCAAGAAUCUCUCCGGAGGUGAAAAGAAACGUCUCUCGAUCGGGAUCGAGCUGGUCACGAACCCCCCAAUAAUCCUGCUUGACGAACCCACAAGCGGUCUCGACAGUGUCUCCGCGAUGCAACUCGUCACCUACAUAAAAACCCUGGCGGCCGAAGGCCGCACCAUCGUCUCCGUAAUCCACCAACCAGCCUCCAGCCUCUUCCGGCUAUUCGACGACCUCUUCCUGCUCUCCGCUGGCAAGUGCAUCUACAGUGGUCCCCUGGACGGAAUGGUGGCCAGCUUUGGCGAGGCCGGUUUUCACUGUCCAAAGUACUACAAUCGGGCGGAUUUCGCGCUGGAAAUUGCCUCGAUGCCAAGCUGUCCCGGAAUUGAGCUGCUAACCCUGCGGUACAACAACUCGGCCUUUGUGCGGACUUCGAUCGGGGAUGAUUACUGUGCGGCGAAGGAUCAGAAAAUGGGAAUGGUGGCGGAUGGGACGCCGUACAGGAAUACCUGCUUGGUGGCGGCGACCGGAAGUAGUAGGCGGUAUGCGAUACCGCAGUGGAAGCAGUUUAGUGUUUUGCUGAGGAGGUCGCUGAGGUCGACGGCGAGGGAUUUCUUCUUCGCCCAGCUCCGCGUAAUCGCCCACAUCCUGGUGGCGUUCCUGCUCGGCAUGGUUUUCUACAACUGCGGCAAGGAUGCCUCAACCGCAAUGACAAACGUCGCCGCUAUGUUCUUCUUCCACAUGUUCAUCUUCUUCGGCAACGCCAUGCCCUGCACCAUCACCUUCCCCCUGGAAGCCAAAGUAUUCGUCCGCGAGCACCUCAACAACUGGUACUCACUCGAAGCCUACUACGUUUCCAAAAUCUUCGCCGACCUGCCCCUCCAGCUGCUCUGCCCCUCCAUCUUCGUCAUCAUAACCUACUUCCUAACCGGUCAACCCAUGGAACCCUCCCGCUUCGUCAUGUUCUGGGCCAUCACCCUGCUGCUCGGAAUCUUCGCCCAAACCGUUGGCCUUCUUUCCGGCGCCGCUUUCGGCAUCCAAAUGGCCACCUUCUUCGUCCCCUGCCUAACCAUCCCCUCCCUGCUGUUUUCCGGCUUCUUCAUCAAAUCCUACGAACUACUGGACUUCCUGCAACCCCUCCCCUACACGUCCUUCUUCCGGUACAGCAUGCAGGGCUCCCUCCAGGCCAUCUACGGGUACAACCGGACGGACUAUCCCUGCUCGGAGGUGCUCUGCUACUACAACCGGCCCGGGAAGUUGCUCAAGUUUAUGGACACGCCGGAAACGGGUUUCGAGUGGAACGUGCUUGCUAUGGUUGGAUUUAUUGCGCUGUUCCAGGCGUUGCUGUACUUUUCCCUGCGCCGGCGGUUGAAGGCAUUCCAGUGAUUGUGAUAUAAUUUAUGGAAAUAAAAGUAAUUAUCGUUGAAAA